Messenger RNA from Trypanosoma grayi, 1746 nucleotides. RefSeq lists its product as hypothetical. Lineage: Eukaryota; Euglenozoa; Kinetoplastea; Trypanosomatida; Trypanosomatidae. Gene Ontology annotation, molecular function: metal ion transmembrane transporter activity. The record is from RefSeq and is a predicted model, not a curated record. The transcript has a single exon. Gene Ontology annotation, biological process: transmembrane transport; metal ion transport. Bases 1 to 1746 code for a protein of 581 amino acids. Gene Ontology annotation, cellular component: membrane.
AUGGAGUACAUUACGUUGCAAGAGUCCUGGGUCAACAGACCGUCGAACGCCCUUCCCCAAGCGCACAGAGAAGAGGCAACAGACCCCAUUACCGCAGAUGACGUCCGCGCAUCCUUUCCGUUCAGUAUGGAUUCACCGAUGCAAGGCCGCGACGGCCAGCAGCAGCAGCAGAAGCAGCAGCAGCAACAGCGGUUGCCGCUACAGGUGCGUCUGAUGUUGCAGCUCGCGGACGGCUCCACCCGCGAGUUGGAGGGUAUACCACGCAUGGGGCAGCUCGUACACGUGCUGUGCGAUGUGCUAGGGCCGGAUAGCAGAAACGGACGCGGCAACUGUUCUCUCAGCAUCCCCCCACACACCGUCGUCGUCGAUAUGGAAAGUAACCCAAGCGCUGGCACGGACCUGAGGACAGCAUCUGCCCACCGUAUUUCAUUCUUUUGGAUUGACAUCACUGGCAUGCCGCAGCUGCAUGACAUGGACGUUCUCUUCCAACUGCUUCAUGUCAACUUUCGCACGCAACGGGAGUGGAAGGCGGAGGCUGCCACCGGUUCGGACUCGCUGGAUUCUGAAGAGUUACUCACAAGCACCGAUGAAAGCUUCGUUGAGGACGAUUCGGACGUUUGGUUGGUGCGAAGGGAGGCACACGGCCCGCAGGACCUAGACCAGCUGCAUAUCUUUGUGGAAGAGCAGUACGUGCAGCUGCAGCUUUCCGCCAUUCCCGCCACAUCCACCCGCGUCGGCCUGCCGCAGCAGAAUCCGUCCUCCACGUCUGGCGCCGAAGGCGAGGCGGCGCAACAGCCGGACCGUCUGCACGCGAGCAUCUUCGACGUGAGCGAUGAGGGAGACCUGAGCUGUGUGCGGCUGCUCUGCUUCCGCGACGGCAUCGUCACGUGGCGCCCACGGCCGGAGGUGGAAGGGUGGUCGUACAUCGCCAGUGGUGUGCAGCGCCGCCUCGCCAGCACUUCCUCCACGCAGCGCAUGAUUACGACAUCGCUCCUCCUGCACACGAUCCUGGAGGAGAUCUGCGAAGCGUUCCUGCCGGACCCAACGGUGGUGUUGAAUGAGGUGGAUGCCAUCGACUCCAUGUUGCCCCUCGUGCCCAACCGCGAGUCCGAUCAGGCCGAUGUGCUGCGGCGUGUGUUGCUGCUGCGGCGCAGCCUCUCGACGCACCGCCGGCUGCUGAUGAGCAAGGUCAACCUGCUCGAGCAGCUCGGCCGCCCCGUCAUGCGCACUCUUUUAGCGUUCAUUACGACCGGCCUCGACAACGACAGUGGCGUCUUGCACGGCGCCAACGUCUCCAAGUUCGGCCCGCAUGGGCAACUUUCGGCGCAGCGUUCGCUCUCUUGUGUGGGCAGCGGAGCGGUGACGGCGGCGACGAACUCUAACGGAUACACACACACCUCAAUUGCUAACCGCAUUCUUCAUCUUCUUCGUCAGCUCGACGGCGCCCGCACGAUCCUUUCCAACGCCACAAUCAUCCACACCUCUGGGGUAGCGAUGCGUAACAACAGUAGCAGUAACGAGUCCGACUAUCGCAUGGUUGUGCUGACGUAUGUCCUGUUGAUCGUGCUGCCGCUCACUAUAUUAGCGUCGCAUUGGGGUAUGAACUGCUGGGUGCCGUGGCAGGGCGUUGACUCGACGGUGCCAUUCUGGGGCCUCUCCGGCGUCAUGGCCGCGUACGCCGCGUUGGCUAUUGCGUACCCGCUGUAUUGCUGGGCCACGGGCAGGCCGGAUAAGCUUGUCUUCUAG